Leptopilina boulardi is the source of this 1900-nucleotide messenger RNA. It is a transcript of the gene Aldh-III, whose product is annotated as aldehyde dehydrogenase, dimeric NADP-preferring. The transcript is spliced from 13 exons. Gene Ontology annotation, biological process: aldehyde metabolic process. Gene Ontology annotation, cellular component: cytoplasm. NCBI's taxonomy places the organism in Eukaryota, Metazoa, Arthropoda, Insecta, Hymenoptera, Figitidae. The coding region runs from base 146 to 1807 and encodes 553 amino acids. Gene Ontology annotation, molecular function: aldehyde dehydrogenase (NAD+) activity. The record is from RefSeq and is a predicted model, not a curated record.
AACAGAUCGAUGAUCUUGGCAAGCAUCAAGUUCCGGUGAUUCGGAAGAUUGUCUGAAAACUUUGCAAAUAAUAUUCGUUUAAAUUGGAAGUGUUGUGACGUUGAAGACUCUAUAACCGGUCUGGAUAGACAGCAACUCUAAAAACAUGGCGGAAGUGGUGUUAAAUAUAGUGGAAAUGGAAUCCAAGGACGAAAAUGAUGGACCUAAAGAGGCUGUUGAAUCUGAAAUUUGCAGGAUAGAAAUUUCACCACCAAUUUUAGCAGUACCAGAUCCAACUGAAAUGAAUGGAAAAAUGGAAAUUGUAAACUACGCAGAUCUAGUUCAAAAAACAAGAGAUGCUUUUUACAGUGGAAAAACUCGUCCCUUAGAAUGGAGGAUCAAGCAGUUAAAACAAUUUUUAAGAAUGUUGGAAGAAAAAUCACCUGAAAUUCAAGCAGCACUUGCUAGUGAUUUACGAAAAAGCAAAUUUGAAAGCUACGCUCUAGAAAUAGAUUAUACUGUUAAUGAAAUAAAGGAUAUGUUAAUGAAUAUCAAGGAAUGGGCAGCUGUUGAAAAGCCUCCGAAACCAAUGGUAAACAUUUUGGAUGGCAUUGAAAUUUACAAGGACCCUUAUGGAGUUGUUCUCGUAAUUGGAGCAUGGAAUUAUCCUUUACAAUUGGCUCUUUUACCAAUGAUGGGAGCACUCGCCGCUGGAAAUUGUGUUAUUCUUAAACCUUCAGAAGUAUCUCAGGCCACAUCUAAACUUAUCGCAGAAAUGGUUCCGAAAUAUUUAGACAACGACUGCUUUCACGUUGUUUGUGGAGGCGUAUCAGAGACUACAGAACUUUUGAAACACAGGUUUGAUUAUAUUUUCUACACAGGCUCAACAUCUGUUGGAAAAAUUGUUCGAGAUGCUGCAAAUAAAUUUUUAACACCAGUGACUUUGGAACUUGGUGGCAAAAGUCCUGUUUAUGUUGACAAUACAGUUGACAUGAAUAUCACUGCCAAACGAAUUUUAUGGGGAAAAUUUAUAAACAAUGGACAAACUUGCAUUGCACCCGAUUAUAUUUUAUGCACACUUGAAGUACAAAAUCGACUUGUUAAGGAAAUAAAGCAAGUUUUAAAAGAAUGGUACAGUGAAAAUCCACAAAAUAGUCCCGAUUUGUGUCGCAUUAUUAGCGAUAAUCAUUUUCAACGUUUAUCAAAAUUCUUGACAAAUGGAACAAUUGCCAUUGGAGGAAAAACAGAUCCUUCGGAAAAAUUUAUUGAACCGACAAUUCUUAUUGAUGUUAAACCAACGGAUCCAGUAAUGCAGGAAGAAAUUUUCGGUCCAAUUUUGCCAAUUGUAAAUAUCAACAAUGCUUAUGAAGCAAUCAAAUUCAUAAACGAUCGAGAUACUCCCCUUACAAUGUAUAUAUUUACAAAGGAUAAAGGAGUAGGAGAAUUGAUAAUAAAUCAAACGAGAAGCGGUGCUGUUUGUGUCAACGAUACUGUAAUGCAAUACGCUGUUGACUCGAUUCCAUUUGGAGGGGUUGGAAAUUCUGGAAUGGGCGCUUAUCAUGGACAAUUGACAUUUGAUACAUUUGUACAUAAAAAAGGAUGUCUCGUGAAAAGUUUUAAUAAACUUGGAGAAUCUUUGGCAGCUGUUCGAUAUCCACCUUAUACGGAUAAGAAAUUAUCUGCUUUACGUCUUUUAAUGGGAAAGAGACCAGAUAUUCCUGGAAUUAAAUAUUUACCACAUCUUGUUAUGUUUGGUCUUGGUGUUGCAGUCACAUUUGCUGUCAAAGCUAUCGUCAAGGAAUAUGGCCAAGAGGUUGAGAGUCAAUAAGGAAGAGAAUCGAUAAAAAAACGUGCAUUUUUUUGAAUAUCAAAUGUGGAACAUUUUUUUUUUUUUAAAGGAAUUUUUUUUGGGAAAUUAUUU